AGAGCGCUACGGCAACAGGGGAGGGGGUGUGACCCUGCCAGCUAUCCGCGGCAGUAACCGGUGAGAGCUUUGCAUUCGUACUUAGUGAGCGACGCUCCACGACUUCAGAGGGAACUUCAUUCGUUUUCAACGAGUGUUACAGCGGCUCGUUUUAAAGGUUCUUCAUUUCCUGACCCGAUGAGCUAGCGUGCAAGACAUUUUCUCUUUUAGCUGUGCUUUCUGACAUACUGUUCAUGUACGGUGACUGCUCAUCUUUUGUGGAACUUUGAAAGCUGUCGUGGAGCACAUGACACUACAUCAUGGGCGAUGGUAAAUGUGACACUCAGUUUUAUAGUGUGCAAGUCGCCGACUCUACCUUCACCGUCUUAAAAAGAUACCAGCAGUUGAAACCUAUAGGUUCUGGGGCCCAAGGGAUUGUUUGUGCUGCAUUUGACGUUAUUCUCAAUAUAAAUGUUGCUGUCAAAAAGCUUAGUCGGCCAUUUCAAAACCAGACACAUGCAAAGAGGGCAUACAGAGAGCUUGUUCUUUUAAAAUGUGUUAAUCAUAAAAAUAUUAUUAGUUUGUUAAAUGUUUUCACCCCACAAAAGUCACUGGAAGAGUUUCAAGAUGUGUACUUAGUCAUGGAACUGAUGGAUGCUAACUUGUGCCAAGUUAUACAUAUGGAACUAGACCAUGAACGAAUGUCCUACCUUCUCUACCAAAUGCUGUGCGGUAUUAAGCACCUGCAUUCCGCUGGCAUCAUCCACCGAGAUUUAAAACCCAGCAAUAUAGUAGUAAAAUCGGACUGCACGUUGAAGAUUCUGGAUUUUGGGUUGGCGAGGACAGCGUGCACUAAUUUCAUGAUGACUCCUUAUGUGGUGACGCGGUAUUACAGAGCGCCGGAGGUUAUCCUUGGAAUGGGGUACAAAGAGAAUGUGGAUAUCUGGUCUGUCGGGUGCAUUAUGGCAGAAAUGGUUCUCCACAAAGUCCUGUUUCUUGGAAGGGACUAUAUUGAUCAGUGGAAUAAAGUAAUUGAACAGUUAGGCACACCUUCACCAGAAUUUAUGAAGAAACUACAGCCAACGGUGAGGAACUAUGUUGAAAACAGACCAAAGUAUCCAGGUGUCAAGUUUGAAGACCUCUUUCCUGACUGGAUUUUUCCUUCAGAAUCGGAAAGGGAUAAAUUAAAAACAAGUCAAGCUAGAGAGUUGUUAUCCAGGAUGUUGGUAGUAGACCCUGAUAAGCGAAUAUCUGUAGAUGAAGCUUUGCAUCAUCCAUAUAUUUCCGUUUGGUAUGAUUCUGCUGAAGCUGAAGCACCUCCUCCUCAAAUUUAUGACUCUCAGUUGGAAGAAAGAGAACACACUAUAGAAGAGUGGAAAGAGCUUAUUUAUAAAGAAGUAUUGGAUUGGGAAGAAAGAAGCAAGAAUGGAGUUGUACAUGAAGACCAUUCAGAUGCAGCAGCAGUGAACAGCAAUACCAGUCCAUCUCAGUCGUCAUCCAUCAAUGACAUCUCGUCUAUGUCAACUGAGCAGACACUGGCUUCAGACACUGACGGCAGUAUUGAUGCAUCCGCUGGUCCCAUUGACGGAUGUCGGUGAUCGUACAGAUAACUGUAGACUAUUCUUUCUGAAUAUUCUGGGCCUGACUUGCUUGCAUUAAUGGAACCAGUAAAAGAACACUCUGCAGCCACCUUCUAACGCAUUCUAUAAUGGUGUCACAGUGUCUUCACCUGCUGUCCUGUUUGCUUUGUGUGCCCCACAGACUUGGUAAAGAUUUUCAGUUUUCGACAAAUUGACAUUUACAUCCUGUGGUGCCCUGUUGGUUCAUCUGCUUUGUAAUCUUCAUGAAACAGAGCAUGUUCAUUUUACUGUAACAAAGUAAGAUCCUGUAUAGGAGACUGUUCAAGGUGUAAGUCCUUAUGGUCAUGAAAAUAAUUAUAAAAAUUCACCUCUUCUCUCAGACGUUGUAUCUCCAUUGGAACUUACAAAAAGGCUGUUUUGCAUAUUAUGUAAAUUAGAGGGGGUGUCUGCUCUGUUGCUUUCGGACUGCUUCCUUAGGUUGUACUUCACAGAAACAUAGCAAGAGGCAGUUGAAAAUGUAAACAUGUUCAUGUGACCUGUUACCACCUCCGUUGUGUGUGUGGGUAGUGUAAAAUUAUGGCACCCACUGUUUUAAAAGAAUGCAAUAACUCUGUGCAUGUGUGUCAGUCUGUAUUUUAUUGAUAUUUGUAUUGUUGCACUGAAUUUGAAAUCUAGCACUUUGUGUCAUAUGUCUGUACUCUAUGUAACACAGAAAGCCACCUGUUUUUACAGAAACAGAGCAAGACUUUAGUCUGGUGAUCCAGGGGUAGCAGCAGCUCUGUACUGCUUUUCCUAAGGUCUGACAUUUUUUAAUUGUGGAAGCGGAUCAUUUCCGCGAACCUGUUUUUCUUAAAUAAGUGUAUCCUGCACUUCUUGGUCAGAUUCUGCAGUGAUUUGUUGUAUCUUAUUUCUCUCUGUAACUUCAUAUCAAAACCUUUUUGGUGCUAUGAGUGAGUGCUGAUUCUUUCCAUAAGCUGCUACUUGUUGGUUGUCCCUCAGAUAAUGGGCUGUUUUUGACCAGUUUUGAAGUGGUAUACAUUGGUGAAAGUCUUGUUCUUCUCCAUUGGAACACCAUCUGUAGACUAUGCAACACUCUGUAAUUAGAUUCUACAAGCAACCAUGGAUACUGUCACGUGGUAUGUUUUUGUAGCAAAUUCCCUCUCUGCAGCAAGGAUAGCCUGAUUGCCAGAACAUUCUUAACACUAGAUUUUAAUAACUGAGCACACAGAGUUUGAGCUGCAGAACUUUUUAAAAGUAAUUUUAGUAUGAUAAUCUUGCUGCUUAAUGCUGCCCGUAAUUUCUGACAGCAUUAGGAAAACCUAAAUAAUUUUAUCAACUACUUCAUUCUGUGCAUUAUUAAUACAAGUUCUGCAACUACUACAGUAAAUAGAGUGGCACAUCUUAUAACACAGGUCAGUUGUAUAGAUUUUAUGUUAGUUUUUAAAUGUUUUUCUCUCUUCAUUUUGAGUUUACAUGACAAUGUUGUAACUGAAGGAGAACUGUUAUCCAGUCUCCCUCAUGAGUACUUGAAAGCGGGACAUGUACUUCUGUCUCCGUUUGCUAGACAGUGUGCUGACUGAUUACUGUUAUCUACAUGAAGCAUCACACCGUUAGCCUGGUUUGCUUAGUUCAGAAGUUAAUUGAACGUAAAGCAGAUUGCUGCAGAGUUACAGUGGCAUUUAUUUAGGAGUGUCGUUGUUUGGCACAUAACCAUGACUGUACUCCUUUAGGAUAUGUUUAUCCCAUUUUCAUAAUUAAGCCAGAAAUUCAAGUAUCUGUAAUUAAAAUUCACUUCUGUGGUUAUUGUACAUAGUGUAAUAACUGUAUUAAUAUUAGGGAGGCAAUUGUGUUUUUUUUCUGCUGAAAGUCUUCUGUGAAAGAAAUGUAAAGAUAUUGUUGUACAAAAUGAAAUGCCCACAAUGCUGUGCUUUGUAGUCAGCCUAAUGAUCCAUUUCAUUUCUGACAUGAACUCUGAAGAUGGUAUUGUACAAAAUGAAAUGCCCAUGAAAUUGUGCUUUGAAGUUGGCCUCAUGAUUGUUUACAACAGACAUGGAAGACUGAUAGUGAACAGAUCUCAAACUGCACCACACAGCCUAUUAAUGCAGCUUAAAGUUUCUUUAGAAACCAAGUGUUUAUCUAAUCAUGGAGAAUGUCUUGCAUAUGUUGAGUCCUACAGAUUGCUUGAAAAAGAAAUGCAGAAGUUUGAAAAACCUGAUCUGAAUUGUGUUGACGGCCAUAAACCCAGGCCUGCUGUAAAUCUGAGGAGUGAGGCUAAUAAGAACAGUGUUUAAAAAUAAACAGUUUUAUGUA
Protopterus annectens (West African lungfish) is the source of this 3869-nucleotide messenger RNA. RefSeq names its product mitogen-activated protein kinase 9. Bases 300 to 1577 code for a protein of 425 amino acids. Gene Ontology annotation, cellular component: nucleus; cytoplasm. The transcript is spliced from 13 exons. Gene Ontology annotation, molecular function: ATP binding; JUN kinase activity. Gene Ontology annotation, biological process: JNK cascade; protein phosphorylation. The record is from RefSeq and is a predicted model, not a curated record. NCBI's taxonomy places the organism in Eukaryota, Metazoa, Chordata, Ceratodontiformes, Protopteridae.